AUGGCUUCGUCGCAAGGGAAGAGCGAGCUGCGGUUCGCCGACUGGAUGGCAGCUCUGCCCGACAGCAUCCGCAGCGCCCCGCUCACCAACCUGGCCAUCCCAGGAUCUCAUGACUCCUUUAGCUUCUACAUUGAUGAAGCCUCUCCAGUUGGGCCUGAACAGCCAGAAACUGUCCAGAAUUUUGUGUCUGUAUUUGGGACUGUGGCUAAAAAGCUGAUGAGGAAGUGGUUGGCCACACAGACGAUGAACUUCACUAGCCAGCUGGGUGCAGGUAUACGAUAUUUUGAUCUUAGAAUUUCCACCAAACCCAGAGACCCCGACAAUGAGCUCUACUUUGCUCAUGGUUUAUUCAGUGCCAAAGUCAAUGAAGGCCUGGAAGAAAUCAAUGCAUUCCUCACUGACCACCCCAAAGAAGUGGUCUUCUUGGACUUCAAUCAUUUCUAUGGGAUGCAGAAAUAUCAUCAUGAAAAGCUUGUCCAAAUGCUCAAAGACACAUACGGAAACAAAAUGUGUCCUGCUAUAUUUGCCCACGAAGUAAGCCUCCAGUACCUGUGGGAAAAGGAACACCAAGUGUUGGUGUUUUAUCACAGUCCAGUGGCUCUUGAGGUACCAUUUCUAUGGCCAGGUCAGAUGAUGCCAGCACCCUGGGCAAACACGACAGAUCCAGAAAAACUGAUUCAGUUUCUCCAGGCAUCAAUCACCGAAAGAAGAAAGAAGGGCUCCUUUUUUAUAUCUCAAGUGGUGCUGACACCAAAGGCUAGUACAGUGGUGAAAGGGGUUGCUAGUGGUCUUAGAGAAACAAUCACAGAAAGAGCUCUUCCGGCAAUGAUGCAGUGGGUCCGAACUCAGAAACCAGGAGAAAGUGGUGUAAAUAUUAUCACUGCAGAUUUUGUAGAACUUGGUGACUUUAUCAGCACAGUCAUAAACCUCAACUAUGCCCUGGAUGAAGGUGAAGAUGACACUACUUGAUAGUAUUAUAGUACAUUUGUUGUUGCAUUAUUUAGAAUUAAAAAACAAUGAUUGCAUUUUAAAGAAUUAUCUUGUAAAACACUGAUCUUCCUAUAACA
This is a messenger RNA of Rhea pennata, 1067 nucleotides long. RefSeq names its product phosphatidylinositol specific phospholipase C X domain containing 3 (gene PLCXD3). The record is from RefSeq and is a predicted model, not a curated record. Gene Ontology annotation, cellular component: synapse. Bases 1 to 969 code for a protein of 322 amino acids. The transcript is spliced from 3 exons. Lineage: Eukaryota; Metazoa; Chordata; Aves; Rheiformes; Rheidae. Gene Ontology annotation, biological process: lipid metabolic process. Gene Ontology annotation, molecular function: phosphoric diester hydrolase activity.